This is a messenger RNA of Uloborus diversus, 6002 nucleotides long. RefSeq names its product mucin-2-like. Gene Ontology annotation, cellular component: extracellular region. The record is from RefSeq and is a predicted model, not a curated record. Lineage: Eukaryota; Metazoa; Arthropoda; Arachnida; Araneae; Uloboridae. Gene Ontology annotation, molecular function: chitin binding.
ACUGUGAACUUUACUACUAUACAAGAACACCUUAGCAGUGUAGAUGUUACUACUGAGACAUACCGUAGCAACAUUACUACUACUGGCACAGAGAAUGACACUCACAGUUAUGUAAGAAUUACAAAUAUGGUAUCAACUUUUACUGAACCGUCUCCAACAGCCAGAGAUCAAUUGAGUAGCAUGCAUCCUUUUACUAAGGAAGAGUUGAACAAAGAGAUUACCACAACUGAGGAAAAUUUAAGAAUAACAGACACAUCUACUACUGAAGAGCAACCUAUCGAUAUUGAUACAAUCACAACCACAAAAUAUCCCUUAAAUGUUAUCACGACUGAAAAACAUCGCAGCAGUGUAUGGGCUACCACACCUGAAGAGGAUUUAAUUAGCGGAGUUGUUAGCACAGAUACUCAAGAAAUGUUAAUCAAUAAUACUUUUGCAACUGAACUUCCAAACAGUUUAUCUACUUCAAACGAACAGCAAUGGAAUAAGUUUGAAACUACAGUGACUGAGGAGGAAUUGAAGGAAGCUUCUACUGCUUUGGAAUCAACAUCUAGCUCUAUAACAGAAUCUACAUUAACCUCUGUACCUCCUCGUGAAUCUAGAAUUGAAAAUUCUACCAUGUUUGAUUAUUCCUCUUCAAAUAAAGUGUACUCAACGACGACUAGUCCAACAACCAAGCCGGUGUUUCCAGACGAUCAGGUGGUAAACUACUGUAACGGUGGAGAUGGAAUCUUUCCAGAUAACAAAAAUUGCUCAAUGUUUGUCCGCUGCUUCAGUGGGUCCCCAUACUUUCAAUCAUGUCCGAAAGGGCUCUAUUACAAUCCGACAAAAAGGAGUUGCGACUUCGAUGGAGAGUGUGGCUCUGAACCACUAGUUCCCAGUUCUCGAAGUUUAGCUAUAAAUUGCGGAUGUGAGAAUUGCAUAUAUCCUGAUGCAGAUGACUGUGCAAGAUACUAUGUCUGCUUAAAUGGCUGUGCUUAUGACAUGCAGUGCAAUGACGGUCUUCAGUUCAAUGCAGAAACUUUAACGUGCGACUAUGAAGAACAGGCUGCUUGCGCAAAAUCUUCAGAAGAAUGUCCAACUCCCAAUGGUUACAUUAAAGAUUCAGAUAAUUGUUCAAGGUACUUUCACUGCGUAGGAGGAAUUGCUUACCGAAAGACGUGCGAAGAUGGGCGACAUUUCAACGAAGUUACAGAACAAUGCGAUGAUCCAUGUUCCGCUGGUUGCGAUUCUUAUGCUUGCAUGAAAGCGUCUACUUUACAACCUUCUCCCGUAUGCGAAGAUGGAGACGAGUUUUAUCCGCAUCCAGAAAACUGUAAUGCCUUUUAUACAUGUUUUAAUGGCAGAGCUGAGCUUGCAUUUUGUACCGAUGACGAACACUUUAGCCCUACAGCCCGUAUGUGUCAAGAACCUUGCGAAGCUUUGUGUGAUCAUUCGCUUGAUUGCGUCAAAACUUCAGAAGGAGUAACAGAGUCAACAACUGAAAUGAUUACAGCAAAAACGGAUGCAUCCAGUUAUGUCGAAUCUACUACAAACUUCGUUUUUACUUCACCAAUAUUACAAACUACGGAAGAUGAAACUACGGAAGAAUCUUCAACAAGCGAGAGAUAUCUGUCCAAUGACACAAGUACUAAUGCCGUAUCUUUGACUAGUGAAGUGGUAACUACCGAAACUACUUUUGGAAUGACUAGCGAUAUUCCGUCUGAAUAUCCUCUCACACAUAGUACGGAACAAAAUUCGGUUGAACCAACUACGCCUUCCGUUUGUGGUACUUCUGAUGGUUUUUACCCUAAGCCUGGGGAUUGCAGCUCCUUUAUUAAUUGUACAUCUGGAAUACCUACCGAACAAAAAUGUGACAGCCAACUGCACUUCAGCCCAAGGACAUUAAGAUGUGAAUAUCCAUGUUUUGCUGAGUGUGAUCCCUCAUUAGAUUGCUCUUCAACGGAGGUUCCAGAUCAACUGUUCAACUUGUGCCCUAAAAAAGAUAUAUUACCCGGAAGAGAAUGUAAUCGUUACAUAAAUUGCACCGGAGAAAAACCUUUCACACGAAAAUGUCCAAUUGGUUUGCAUUUUAAUCCGACAACUCGAGUUUGUGAUUGGUCCACAAGCGCUGGGUGUGGAAAAUCAAGCAGUUACCCAGAUGUGGACAACUAUUACAAGUGUCCAUGCGAAACCUGCAUCAUACCAUCGAUGGAGAGUUGUGCGAAAUAUCAUCUAUGUAUUGGAUACGUAGCAUACACCGCUAAGUGCUCUGAUGGAUUACUCCUUGACAAUAUUCUGAACACGUGUAAUCGUGCAUCUAAAGUGAAGUGUGAAGAAGGUACAAAGCAGCCAACAACCACACCACUACCAUCUUCUACUGUUUCCACUACAGAAAAAGCAACAACAGCAGCAGAAACUUUUAAAUGUUCAACGAAAGAUGGAUAUUUCCAGAAAUCGGAUGACUGUGGAAAAUUUAUUCAAUGUGCUAACUGGCGUCCUUAUGUUAUGAAAUGUCCAUCCAUGCUUCACUUUAGUAUGAAGACAUUGCGAUGUGAAUAUCCCUGCGAUGCUAAAUGCGACUUGAGUUUAGCGUGCUCAAAUGCAUCUAAACCAGGCACAGCGGAUAAAAUUUGUGCAUGUCUCAACUGUAAAGUCAAGGACCCAGAAAGCUGUACUAAUUACUUUGAGUGCAAAAAUGGCAAAGCUCGAAGAUUGUUUUGUCGACGUGGGCAAACAUUCGAUUCUGAACGCGGCAUUUGUGAUUGGGCACAUAAGGUGAAAUGUCACAGUCAGACAUGUCCUAAAAUGAACGGACUCUUUCCUCACCGAGACAACUGCCGAAAGUUUCUCCAUUGCGCCAACGGAAUACCAUACAUCAACGAAUGUCACAAUAAUUGGGAAUUCGAUCCAGUUGCUUUACGUUGUUCCUGGCCUUCAGGAAGAUGCGGGAGUACGACUCCACAACCAUCAACACUUAAACCCCGAACGAAAUCUCUAAAGGAUUUUGACUGUCCAAAGAAUUUUGGAGUCUUUAGAGAUGAAGAAAACUGCACCCGAUUUUAUCACUGUAGCCAUGGUAUAGCUUUCGCAAAAGAAUGUCCAGAAGGUCUUGCAUUCAACCCUAAAUCUCAGACUUGCGACUGGAAGAAGAAUGUGAAAUGUGAUUCAAACAGAUAUCAUCAUCAAAGACGCUGUCGGGUAUAUGAUCGUCAUACCACCUGUCCUCAGAGCCGUGUCAACAUACGGCAUUCCAACUGCGAUAUGUUCUAUGAGUGUUCGACGGGGUCAGCCUGCGGAAAACGGUGUCCAGUUGGUCUGUAUUUUAAUUCAACGACGGCUGUUUGUGACCGCCCAGAAAAUGUACAGUGUUACAAAGAUACAAAUGAAAUGUACAGUUUGAGAGACUUUGCAAAGACUUGUUAUGAAACAGGUGAAGGAUAUAUGAACGAUCCAGCUAUGGUCCACUGCUUCUAUCGGUGCCACCACGAGAAAGUCGUUCGUGGCUGUUGUCCACGGAAUGCUGUCUACAAUGAGAAGAAAGAUAAAUGCGAAAUCCAACGUCGAAAACUGUUUUUCUUUUCUACAAACGAAGUCUUGCGAUCUAAUUGUCAAGCGGGAAUCUGUGACGACAGGCCAGAAUGCCCGGAAUCAACUUGUCGAUGCAUUUUUCCAAGUAAUGUGGACUGUUCUGUGUAUUACCAGUGUGUUAAUGGCGAGCCUCUUCGACACAAGUGUUCGGAUGGACUUUUAUUCAACACAGAGAAACUUUCUUGUGAUUACAGCAGUAAUGUGAAUUGCAGCAUGCCUGUUUCUACAAGCGCUGCUACAUCAGUAUCUGAUAACGGCAUUACUUUAAACAUUACUCAAGAAUUUUCAACUGUUGAAUCAACUGUAUCAGCAAACGUUGAUGAACAGACAGAAACAGCUUCAAGAAAAUCUAGAGACAUUACUAAAAUUAGUACUGAUUCAUCAAAAGAAACUACCAGUAUUGAGACAGGGCAAACAGACUACAACACAAAUUUUCCUGCUUCCAGCACUACUAUUUUAUCAACAACAACAGAAAAUAUAGAUGAAACUACAUCAGCAUCGGAAGAAUUUACGAUAGCUCAAAAUGGAACCGAAUCCUCCUCAACUUUAGUUUCAAUAAACGUUACUGAAACAUCAACAUUAACUACAACUUACUCUGUUACAGAUACUUCAGAAAGUACAAUUGAUUUGAAAACAGUUGCUCCAACAACCGACAGUUCAAUUACUACAACAGCAGAAAAUGUAGAUAAAACUACAACUGUAUCGGAACGUAUUGAAACUUCGAUUAAUAUAACAGAACCAUCCUCAGUUUCAGUUUCAAUAAACAGUACAGAACAAAUACUUACAACUGAUUCUGGUGAUGAAUCUUCAGAAGGUACAACAGGUUUGAAAACGGAAACUGCAGCAAUUGGCAUUUCAGUUCUUACUACUCGAAGUACAUCUUCCCCAACUAAUAACAGUACUAUAACUGAAAAUAAUACUAAUACUUCUACUACGAUCUCAGAAGAGACAGAAACUCUUCAACCGAUUUCAACCAAGGUAACACAAAAUGUAAGCAGCACAUUCAUUCCACUUUCAACAACAUUUAAAACUUAUGGUACUGAUCAAACAAUUACUCAAUCAGAUGAAACUACAACAACGGAAGUUUCAAAAAUCACAAAAUUUUCCACUUCAAAUUAUUCAGAAAAAAAUACAGAAACCAGUGAAAUGACAGAUAUUCCAACAACUACGACGUCACCUACUUCCACAUUCUUUUUAAGCACAAAUGCUUCGAUUCUGACCACAGAUAAUCUUACUGAAAUUACAGAACAGCCUAUAAGUGUCACUUCUCAAAAUCCAUCAAUAUACAAGUCUUCAACAUUGCCUUCAUCUUCGACAGAAAAUGAUAGCACUACCAAAACAAAACACAAUAUUGUAAAUAUUUCAACUGUCACACAAGUAGAUUCAACAACACAAACAAAAAACGAAGAAAGAUUCGAGUUCACUUGCCCGGAACGUUUUGGACUCUACCCAGAUCCAUAUAACUGCACAAAGUUUUUUCACUGUUCUCAUUUUACACCUUACCAGAAAGACUGUCCUUCAAAUCUUCAUUUUAACGCUGAGUUGCAAGUUUGUGAUUGGCCGUACCGAGCUGAAUGUGAUUCUUCCACUGAAAUUGUUACCACCACAGAAACUACCUCUAAUGUGCCUGAAACGAACAAUACACUAACGUGUAGUUGUGAUUGUUGUGAGCUACCUGUGCUUGAUGACUGCAGUUCAUAUAUACUGUGCAUAAACCAUGAAGGACGCAAAAUAACAUGCGAUGAAGGAUUAGAUUUUAAUCCCAUGACCAGUACCUGCGAUUUGAAAGAAAAUGUCGAAUGUGAAUCGAAUAUUCAAUGCCCGUCAGCAACAGGAACAUUCUCAUAUCCUCACUCUUGUACACACUAUUUAGAAUGUUUUAAUGGAACAAAAAUUGUGAAGCAGUGUCCUGAAGAAUUGAAUUUUGAUUCCCUGUCUGAAAACUGCAGUAGGACGAACUGUGAAGGCAUAAAAUCAUCUACAACCAAGACAUAUUUUACGACUCUCACUUCUGAAACAAAAAAUAUUACAAACUAUGGAACAAGAUCUACAAAUUUGGAAACUGAUGUAACCAAAGGCAUUGAAAACACUUCACAGUCCACAGAAGCUCCUUAUACUUCCACAACUUCAAAUACUCCAGAAGUAUCUGAAACAACAAAUACUGUAAUACAUAGUACUGAUAAAAGAGCAACUAAUUCUACUGAAGUUCUGAUUACCACAAAAAGUAUAACAAUUUAUCCAGAAGAAAGAACAAAAACCAAUUCUCCUUCGACUGCUCCAAUAACGACGGAUGCUAUUUCAACUGAAGACGACAAUGAAACACUGGUCCCAACAUCUCAGCAGGUGACGAAUACACACACGGAAAUUCCAAACGUUGAUGAUGCAACAAAUACAACUCUUCCAGACCAUGAAAUUACCCAGACAGAAACCAAAAC